This is a messenger RNA of Paramecium pentaurelia, 431 nucleotides long. NCBI's taxonomy places the organism in Eukaryota, Ciliophora, Oligohymenophorea, Peniculida, Parameciidae. The record is from the annotation of a GenBank genome assembly.
UUAAAAUUGAAUGGCAAGUGAAAGAAUUCAUAAGUAUGAGGAAUCAAAAGGUGCAAUAUAAUAAAUUGAUUAAGUAGAUUUUAUUUAGAAAUGCAAACAAAAGAAUUGUUUUUCGAAUAGUUAUGGGAGUCCAUUUUGUUUAGUUAAAAAAUUUAAUGAUCAUAAUAUUUUGAAGGAGAGUUAUAAUAAGAUGAAUGUACGUGGAGAUGAUAAAUGUAGUUUAAAUGAUCGUCUUUAGAAAUAUAGAUCUUAAGCUUAGAUGACAUUAGAUAAAUUGGAGACUGGUGAAUGAUAUAUAAUUAAUUUUAGGUAGAUUACAAAUAUUAGAAGCAAUUAUUAAUACGAUAGAUGUAAUAGAAAUGUUAAGAAGAGGAAGAGUAAAUGUAGAAUAGAAUUUAAGUGCGAAUGAAGAAAGCUUAACAAUAGUGAUU